Gossypium raimondii (Peruvian cotton) is the source of this 4244-nucleotide messenger RNA. Its product is annotated as phosphoglucan, water dikinase, chloroplastic. Gene Ontology annotation, biological process: phosphorylation. The record is from RefSeq and is a predicted model, not a curated record. The coding region runs from base 170 to 3730 and encodes 1186 amino acids. Gene Ontology annotation, molecular function: starch binding; ATP binding; kinase activity. The transcript has 19 exons. NCBI's taxonomy places the organism in Eukaryota, Viridiplantae, Streptophyta, Magnoliopsida, Malvales, Malvaceae.
GGAAUUUACAAAUAGACAAUUGGGUUGAGCAUCCCACGUGGCGCAAACCCAGCAAUUGAGACCAGAAAUCCCAAUCCAUGAUUCAGUGAUUCAUUUCUUUGUUCUCUGCCUAUACAAGCACAAGAUCUCAAUCCCAAGACGUACAAAGGAGAAAAAAGGAAAAGAAGCAAUGGAUUCUAUUUCUCUACGCUCACUCCAUUUUCAAAUCCCAGCUCGGAAGCAACUCAAAUUCCUCCCCGACGCUGCUAUUUUCAGCCCCAGGAUUUCCUUUCCUUUCCCGUUUCCGCCGAGAAUCAACCGCCACCAUAAACACUCUCAUUCUCUUGUUUUCGCCGUUUCCUCUACUCCCACUAGAGAAGAGGAAAAGAAGAAGAAGAGGACGAAAGUGAAACCAAAGUCUGGAAGUGGCAAAGUAGGGCUUAAUAUUUGUUUAGACCACCAAGUUCAAUUUGGUGAGCAUGUAGUGAUCUUGGGGUCCACAAAAGAAUUGGGAUCCUGGAAGAAGCAGGUGCCUAUGAACUGGAGUGAGGAUGGAUGGAUAUGUGACUUGGAGUUGAAAGGGGGCGAGUCUGUUGAGUUCAAAUUUGUGGUUGUUAGUAAGGACAAGAGUGUAGCAUGGGAAGGUGGAAAUAACCGUGUUCUGAAACUGCCUCAGGGAGGAAGUUUUGGGAUGAUAUGUCACUGGAAUUCCACAGAGGAGACGCUGGAAUUAUUGCCUUUAAGUUCGGAAGAAUAUGAUGACAGUGUGGAUGAUGCUGGUCAUAGUGAAUCGACAUCUACUACUGAUGCCUUGGAGGUUGAGGCAAGUCCUUUUGUUGGACAAUGGCAAGGGAGGCCUGCUUCCUUCAUGCGGUCAAAUGAACAUCACAACAGAGAAUUGGAGAGGAGAUGGGAUACGACUGGUCUUGAAGGGUUGGCUUUGAAAUUAGUUGAAGGUGAUAAAAGUGCAAGGAAUUGGUGGAGAAAGCUUGAAGUGGUUCGUGAGCUAUUAGUUGGAAGUUUGCAAAGUGAGGAACGGUUGGAAGCUCUAAUAUGCUCUGCUAUCUAUCUGAAGUGGAUAAACACAGGGCAAAUUCCUUGUUUUGAAGAUGGGGGUCAUCACCGGCCAAACAGACAUGCUGAGAUUUCCAGGCUUAUAUUUCGUGAAUUAGAGCGAAUCUCUAGUAGGAAAGAUUCUUCACCUCAGGAAUUGCUUGUUAUUCGCAAGAUCCAUCCUUGUUUGCCAUCUUUUAAGGCAGAAUUUACAGCAUCUGUCCCACUUACUCGAAUUAGAGACAUUGCUCACCGGAAUGAUAUCCCUCACGACCUCAAGCAAGAAAUAAAGCAUACAAUACAGAACAAGCUUCAUCGAAAUGCUGGCCCUGAAGACUUAGUUGCAACAGAAGCAAUGCUUGCAAGAAUCACCAGGGAUCCUGGACAAUAUAGUGAAGCAUUUGUGGAACAAUUCAAGAUAUUCCAUCUGGAACUCAAAGAUUUUUUCAAUGCUGGAAGCCUCACUGAGCAACUUGAGUCAAUUAGAGAAUCGUUAGAUGAACGGGGCAUUGCAGCUCUUGUAAUGUUUCUGGAGUGCAAAAAGAGUCUGGAUGCUGCAGAAGGAUCGAGUAGCAUUUUGGAUUUAAUCAAGACAAUGCGAUCUUUGGGUGCUUUGAGAGAAGUAAUUGUGAGGGGUCUUGAAAGUGGUCUUAGAAAUGAUGCUCCUGAUGCUGCAAUAGCAAUGCGCCAAAAGUGGCGACUAUGUGAGAUUGGUCUUGAGGACUAUUCCUUUGUCCUCUUAAGCAGGCUACUCAACAUGCUUGAAGCUGUGGGAGGGGCCAAUUGGUUUGCAGAUAAUCUGGAAUCAAAGAACAUAAGCUCUUGGAAUGAUCCACUUGGUGCCUUAAUUGUGGGUGUUCAUCAGCUUAGUUUAUCUGGUUGGAAACCUGAAGAAUGUGCUGCUAUUCAAAAUGAGCUUACUGCCUGGCAAGAGAAAGGUCUCUUUGCGAAGGAAGGAAGUGAAGAUGGCAAAAGAAUCUGGGCAUUAAGACUCAAAGCUACACUUGACAGAUCAAGGAGGCUGACUGAGGAAUAUUCUGAAGUCCUUCUCCAAUUAUUCCCUCAAAAAGUGCAGAUGCUAGGGAAAGCUCUUGGAAUUCCAGAGAACAGCAUAAGGACAUAUGCUGAAGCUGAGAUCCGAGCUGGGGUGAUUUUUCAGGUUUCAAAACUUUGUUCCCUUCUCCUGAAAGCUGUUAGAACAGCACUUGGUUCUGAAGGGUGGGAUGUCCUUGUUCCAGGAGUGGUGUCCGGAACAUUGGUUCAGGUUGAGAACAUUGUCCCUGGAUUGCUGCCAUCAUCUUUAGAAGGACCUGUUAUUCUUGUGGUUAAUAAAGCUGAUGGAGAUGAGGAGGUGACAGCAGCUGGAUCUAAUAUUGCAGGAGUUGUACUUUUGCAGGAGCUGCCUCACUUAUCUCAUCUUGGUGUUAGGGCCAGACAAGAAAAGGUCAUCUUUGUUACAUGUGAAGAUGAAGAAAAAGUUUCUUAUAUACAAAAGCUUGAAGGAAAAUGUGUGAGAUUGGAGGCAUCGUCAAGUGGUGUGAGCAUAAGUCCAUCUUCUUUAGAUGAUCGUGAUGCUGAUUCUGUUGCCAAAAAUCUUUCAACUAAUGGUUCAUCUGCUGUUUAUAUGCGUGGUCCUCCUGAUUUGACAGGGUUGUCUCCUAAAGCCUCUUACUCCAAUAAGGCAAGUUCUUCAGCUGGACUUAUACUGCUUGCUGAUGCAGAUGCACAAACUUCAGGAGCAAAGGCAGCUGCUUGUGGCCGUUUAGCUUCCUUGGCUGCAGUUUCUGAUAAGGUCUACAGUGACCUAGGGGUGCCAGCGUCAUUUCGUGUUCCUGCUGGAGUAGUUAUUCCAUUUGGCUCCAUGGAAUGGGCUUUAGAGCAAAACAAAUCCAUGGAAACAUUCAUGUCUCUUCGAGAAAAGAUUGAAACAGCACGUCUGGAGGAUGGUGAACUUGAUAAUUUAUGCCACCAACUCCAGCAGCUGGUCUCUUCCGUACAGCCCCCACAAGACCUAAUUGAUAGCAUAAUGAGAGUAUUUCCAGGCAAUGUACGCUUAAUUGUUCGUUCAAGUGCCAAUGUUGAGGAUUUGGCGGGGAUGUCAGCUGCUGGACUUUAUGAAUCCAUCCCAAAUGUCAGUCCUUCAAAUCCAACUGUUUUUGCCAGUGCUGUCAGCCAAGUAUGGGCCUCGCUCUAUACACGAAGAGCAGUACUAAGUCGGCGAGCUGCUGGUGUGUCCCAGAAAGAUGCUACAAUGGCAGUCCUGGUUCAGGAAAUGCUUGCACCUGAUCUUUCAUUCGUACUCCACACACUCAGCCCAACAGAUCAUGACCAUAACUAUGUUGAGGCUGAGAUUGCACCAGGGCUGGGUGAAACCCUCGCAUCAGGAACUAGGGGCACACCAUGGCGUUUAUCUUCUGGGAAGUUUGAUGGGCUUGUGAAAACAGUAGCAUUUGCAAAUUUUAGUGAGGAGAUGGUGGUAUCAGGUGCAAGUCCUGCCGAUGGGGAAGUAAUCCGUUUGACAGUAGACUACAGCAAAAAACCCUUGACGGUUGAUCCGGUAUUUCGUCAACAGCUUAGUCAGCGUCUAUCUGCAGUUGGAUUUUUCCUGGAGAGGAAGUUUGGCUGCCCGCAGGAUGUGGAAGGAUGUGUUCUUGGAAAAGAUAUUUACGUGGUUCAGACACGUCCCCAACCCCUGUAACAGCUUUUACCCGAGAAGAUAAGCUAUCUUAUACGCAUUUGAUCGUUGCCACCCCAAGCAUUUGUUGCAGUUUUUCAAGCUCUCUAAGCCCUACAUACCCAAUAUAGAUGCAGUUUGGAGCUACCUAUGUUUGAAUAACCGGCAUAGAUUGCAAAACUUGUACUUGGAGUCCGAUAGACAAGGGAUGGAAAUGCUGCUACAAAUAUGUUGAGUAAUCUAUGUUUUGUUAGUGGAAGACCAUAGAAUAGUUUGUAUGAAAAUAUAAAGCAGUGCAGGGCCAUCCAGUGUUGGAAAUCUCUAUGUUGUUUUAUCUUAAAUUUGUUCAUAUGAAAUAUAUGAAGUUUGCAAUAGAGAGCAAAAAGAUCUCUUCCAUUCAGAUUGUAUUAACAUCCCUACUUCUGUUUAAGUUAUGUUGGAAUAAACAGCUUUGGAUUUGAAUCCUGUUUAAAAUAAAAUCUGGGAUCGUUAUUGUAUUUUGUAUGAACUCUAGAAAUAAAACAAUAUUUCAUAUUCA